This is a messenger RNA of Prunus avium (sweet cherry), 1124 nucleotides long. RefSeq lists its product as uncharacterized. Lineage: Eukaryota; Viridiplantae; Streptophyta; Magnoliopsida; Rosales; Rosaceae. The record is from RefSeq and is a predicted model, not a curated record.
UUAUUGAGUUCACUUUGCAUGCAGCAGCUGAAAUGGUGGAAGCAAAAGGGUUGAAGAUAUUUGAAGUUGGGCCCUGUGAAGAUGCAUACAGAAUGGGCUUCCUGAUAGGCCAGAGGUUUUCGAACCAGAUAAAGAGCAGGUUGGCCAGUGACCUCAUUCUUCAAAACCAGCUCCUCCCUUUUGCUCAAACCCCAGUGGCACAGCAACUUCUCCAAUCUCUCACUGAAAAUAACAGAAACAAGUUUCCAAGAUAUUGGGAGGAGCUCAUAGGAACAGCAGAGGGAAGUGGUGUGCCAGUUCUUCAUAUUAUACUAAUCAACUUCAGGAAGGAGAUUCUUGCAUUUCUUCCUAAGACGGCGAUAAACCCGGGAAUCGAUACCCCGGAUGACUGUUCUGAUGUUCUUGUUGCUAGUGAGUCCAUGGCAGUUGUGGCACACAAUGAAGAUGCAAAUGUUGCUUUGGUUGGCCACACCUAUUUGAUAAAGGGAACUCUGCUAAAUGGGCUAUCGUUCAUUGCUUAUACUUAUGCAGGGGAGCUCCCUAGCUGUGCAUUUGGGCUCAACAGUCAUGGACUGGCUUUUACGCUGAAUUCAGUACCCCCUUCUGAAAGUGAGAUUGUUGCUGGAGGCAUAGGGAGGAACUUCAUCUCACGAGACCUCCUCGAAGCAGCAAGCAUUGAUGACGCAUUAUGCAGAAUCAAAUCAUCAGAAGUUUCCAUUGGACAUAGUUACAAUCUGAUUGAGACUAGGACACGCAAAAUUUCGAAUGUAGAAACUGCAUCAAGAAACCGGGUUUCAGUUUAUGAGGUCGGUGCAACACCAUUCUUCCAUGCAAACAUGUAUCUCCAUCUGCAGGUUGAUCAGGUACAAGAUGAGAACUCAAAAACAAGGCAAAGCAAAGCGGCUGUGCUACCUAAAAGAACCAAAGAAGAUUUCCUAUCACUUCUAGGAGAUACAGAUGACCCAAAGUACCCCAUCUACAUGAUAGGUCCAUUGCUUUACACUCUGUGCACAGCUGUGAUUGAUUUGGAUGAACAAACACUGUCGAUUGUCGAAGGGAACCCAAGAAAAGAAGAAAUCUCUCACAUCUUCUCUCUGUGUUCAAAAGAUUUCAAAAUGCCAUAA